Messenger RNA from Larimichthys crocea (large yellow croaker), 2990 nucleotides. It is a transcript of the gene elf2b, whose product is annotated as E74-like factor 2b (ets domain transcription factor). The transcript has 10 exons. Gene Ontology annotation, cellular component: nucleus. The record is from RefSeq and is a predicted model, not a curated record. Gene Ontology annotation, molecular function: DNA-binding transcription factor activity, RNA polymerase II-specific; sequence-specific DNA binding. Gene Ontology annotation, biological process: cell differentiation; regulation of transcription by RNA polymerase II. NCBI's taxonomy places the organism in Eukaryota, Metazoa, Chordata, Actinopteri, Sciaenidae. The coding region runs from base 485 to 2587 and encodes 700 amino acids.
UAAUUUGCCUGAACAAGCGGAGUAAACUGACAUCGAGUCUCCAUUAUGAGAGGAGCAGCCUGUCCCGAGCGCACGGCUGCGUCCUUAUUCAUUCACAUGAAAACACCCGAGGGCACCGAGGUAUUCGUACUCAUCUAUCCGGAGGCUCCGGAGCUCCAACACCGUGAACAGCCAGCGGUAACGGCGGGUUAGCUUGCGUUAGCAGCGGGACUCUGCGGGGCUGACAGUCGACGGAGGGAGCGGAGAGCCCGGAGGAGGAGGAGGAGGAGGAGGAGAGGUUACUGGAUGUCACACACUUACACAGGACUCAAACUCAUUAGCAACUAGCCAGCUAACCUCAAGUUCGUGCCUGUCAACUUUUCCCGGACAGCAGCGACAAGAGGACUUGACGAGGCCUUUGUUCACCAAACUGGUGGAGGCCACUACACGGAGGCGCUGUGGCGAAUCGGUGGCUGUCACUGCUGAUCCAUGAGGAGCAUGAGUCAUGACCUCAGUGGUACUGGUCGACACUGGUGGGAUGGUGGUGGAGUAUGUCACAGCCGAGGAGGACCCCCAGCAGGAGGGAGAGUGUGAAGUGGACCUGGAGCUUGAAGGAGAGGUAGAAGGCGAGUGUGAAGCUGAGGAGGCCUAUGAAGAAGUACAGGAGGCCGAGGACUACCCAGCAGUCAUAGUAGAGGAGGUACCGGGCGCCAGCCUGGCCGAGGAGCAGGGUUACUCAGCCCAGGUGUUGGUGUAUGAAGAGGAGACCUACCUGAUGCAGGAAGUGAGCGAUGAGCAGGAAGUGGAGACAGAAGAGGAGGCAGUGGAGGCCUCUGUCCAUGGCACCAGUAUCCACUGCUCCGACAAGACCUUUGAGGCCGCAGAGGCUCUGCUACGCAUGGAUUCACCUUCCAGCCUCAGAGAAGACCGUAGCCCAGAUGCUUUUGUCCCGCCUUGCGCAGCGACACCAGACUUCCUUCACGCUGCCAUGCGUCCUGACAUGAUUACAGAGACAGAGGUGGAGAUAUCUACAGAACAGUGCUGCGAGGAGGAAGACGAGGAGAUGGUCACCCUCCUUGAAGAGCCAGAGCCUGGCCACGAGCCCGUCAGGAAGCGGAGAGCUGGACGGAAGCCAAAGACACAUCAGUCAAAUAUUUCCAACGGCUCACCAGACCUCGGCAUCAAGAAGAAACCAAGAGAAGGGAAAGCAGGGAGCACCACCUACUUAUGGGAGUUCCUGCUGGACCUCCUCCAGGACAAGAACACUUGUCCCAGGUACAUCAAGUGGACCCAGAGAGAGAAGGGCAUCUUCAAACUGGUCGACUCAAAGGCUGUGUCCAAGCUGUGGGGAAAACACAAGAACAAGCCAGACAUGAACUAUGAGACCAUGGGACGGGCACUCAGAUAUUACUACCAGCGCGGCAUCCUCGCCAAGGUAGAGGGCCAGCGGCUCGUAUACCAGUUCAAAGAGAUGCCCAAGAACAUAGUCAUCAUCGACGAUGACAAGGCAGACAUGCCACUUCCCGAAGAUCUGAUCAGCUCAGAGACUGCCGCAUCCUACGAGCGUGUGCUGCCCUCACCCGACAUGCUGCUGCAGUCAACCGAGCUGUCAUCCUCCAAGAAGCUCAACAUCCUGCGGGGUGGGAACAGGGCCAACGUAGUCCACGCUCCUGUCGCCACGGCCAGCAAGACAGCAGCAGGAGGUGGUGCAGCAGGGGUUCCAAGGAUAGUAACCGUUUCAGCAGCACCGGACGGGAAUCAGGGCCAGCAGUCCCACGCCGCUAUCAUCUCCACUGCCACUGGGCCCAGGACAGUGCGGGUAGCUAUGCAGGUGCCUGUAGUCAUGACAACAUCUUUGGGUCAGAAGAUCUCCACUGUCGCUGUGCAGCAGCCAGCGGGGACGACGGGGCCAGCCGGCCACACUACCCUCCUCACCAACACUUCAGCUAUCGGUGCUACUGCUGGUAAUGCCAACUCACAACAGAAGGUUGUGAUCCAGACCAUCCCCACCAUGGUCCCAGCAACAGCAGAAAACGGAGACAAGAUCACUGUCCAGCUAGCCAAGAUCAUCACAAUCCCAGCCCACCAGUUGGCUCAGUGCCAGCUCCAGACCUCCGCAGGCACAAACAAGUCCGGGGCCUCCCCGACUGGCAUCAGCCUCCUUGGGAGCCCCCUGACGGUCCGGGCCCUGGCACCUGUCAACGUCGCUCCGGGAGCGCAAGUGAUGAGGCUCACUGUACCGACGCAGGCGCAACAACAGACUCUAGUGGUGUCACAGCCGGGUAGCGGCGCUGGGGUUGUAACAGUUUCAACAGCCAAUCAGACGGUGACGGCACAGCCCCGGCUCAUAAGUGGUGUCUUUAACGGUUCUGAGCUGGUCAUAGGAGCAUCAGCAGGUGGAGCAGUGGAGAAGCUGAAGGCCGCUGGAGUUCAGGUCCAAGCGGUGCAGGUACCGGUUACAGUGGCAGUCCAGCAGAACCAGAUAAAUCCCAAAAUUGGGUUGGAUCCACAACUACAGAACGUCCAAUCAGAAGCUGUGGACGCUGAGGUGGUUAUCAAACUGGAAACACCUGACGUGGCAGUAAAGACAGAAGAGCCUGAGUGUUGAAAUGCAUCUUGUUUUCCUUCUCUGCCAGAGAGGAUUAGUUUGUACAUGUCUGGCGUCAUUUUUACUCUUGUAAUAACCAGCAGCAGUCUGUGAGACUUUAAAGACUCCUGAAGGCCUGUUUUUAGUCCUGAACCUGUCCUCAUAUGUUCCCUGUUGCUGCCUAGAACUUAACUGAACUAAACUAGUCUCCCUCAGAACCACACGGAAACCUCUGAGUGUGGCACGGGAGGGGGGGGGGUCAAACUGUACUCCACAACAAAGGAACCCACACAGACUUUUAAAGGAACUUUUUGGGGAGGGUAAAGGGACCAACCUUGAUCACUACACGUUCUGCCUUCUAAAGGAAUCGCUACCGCUGACUCAAUAAUUUGGGGCGUUUAAAAAAAAAAAAGAAGGAAAAAAA